AUGAAUUGUCUGUUUAUGUUCAAGUCCAAGAAACCCAAAGACAUAAGAGGGAGAGAGUUCUUACAAAAUUCAGCACCAGAACUAACAAGGAGAAGGGACAACGAGACCAGUUCUUUGUCUUUCAAUCUACCAACAGCAAGAUCUUUGCCAUCUCCAGCAAGUAUCAGAGACUUGCACACACAGAGAGAACAAAACCAGAAUCUGAGGGUUUUCUCUUACAAGGAACUCAGUGACGCCACGUGUGGGUUUAGCAGAGAGCUUAAGAUCGGAGAAGGUGGCUUUGGUAGUGUUUACAAAGCCACCAUUCACAGUCCCACCGGAGGAGAUUCUCACUCUUCACCACUUACCGUCGCCGUUAAGAAACUCAAUCGACAAAGUCAACAGGGGCACAAGCAAUGGCUAGCAGAGGUUGAAUUGUUGGGCGUAGUGAAUCACCCCAACGUAGUGAAGCUCUUAGGGUACUGCUCAGAGGACUCAGAGAGGCUUUUGGUUUACGAGCUGAUGUCUAAUCUCAGCUUAGAGGAUCAUCUCUUCACUCGAAAACCACCAACUCUGCCGUGGAAACAAAGGCUUGAGAUCAUUCUUGGUGCAGCUCAAGGAUUGGCUUAUUUGCACGAAAUCCAGGUUAUAUACAGAGACUUCAAAACAUCAAAUGUGCUUUUGGACGAUGACUUUAACCCGAAGUUAUCUGACUUUGGUCUCGCUAGAGAAGGUCCCGAAGGAGAUAAUACUCACGUUACAACCGCAAGAGUCGGAACAAACGGAUAUGCAGCUCCAGAGUACGUAGAAACUGGUCAUCUCAGGACACAAAGCGAUGUCUAUAGCUUUGGAGUUGUUCUCUACGAGAUCAUCACUGGUCGUCGCACAAUCGAGCGAUUGAAACCUUUGGCUGAACAGAAGCUUCUUGAAUGGGUUAAACUACAUCCUGCUGAUAGCAAAAGCUUCAGAAUGAUCGUCGACUCUAGGCUACGAAGCAAGUACCAUGUUGCUAUGGUCAGGAGAGUGGCUAAACUGGCUGAUCAUUGCCUGAAGAAGAACGAUAAAGAGAGACCAACCAUGGCCUUUAUCGUUGAAACUCUUAGGAACAUCAUUGAGGAUUCAGAUUCCGGAAAUGUGACAAGUUCUGUAGUAGAAUCGACGACGAGAGGGGCUUUUAGAGCCUAA
This is a messenger RNA of Microthlaspi erraticum, 1164 nucleotides long. The record is from the annotation of a GenBank genome assembly. Lineage: Eukaryota; Viridiplantae; Streptophyta; Magnoliopsida; Brassicales; Brassicaceae.